AGACUGCCCGUCUUUGUCAAGAACUUUAUUGCAAUUUCUCAAUAUGAUUUCUGAUGCUCCCUUACAAAAUGCCUGAUGCCCACCACCCCCAGGAAGAGCCACAAGAACAGACAUUUUCUUUUUCACUGAAUUGAAAGGUGACAGAACCCAUUGUCUCACAAGCAGAGAGAUGCCUAACUAAAGCCCGGUCGUUCAUCAAUUUCUUCAUUGCAAAAGCCAAGCUUAAUGUCACUGCCAAUGGCAAUCCUUCCGGAACAGCAACGACAAGAAUGGUCACUGCAAUGGCAAAGAAAUUCAUGAGACUCAGCGCGUCAGUUCCUGACCAUUUUGUGAUUUCACCUUCCCUUGCCUUUACUGAUAUGUACCUUCCUGUGAGAACCAAGAAAGUCAAGAGAGCAAAAGCCAAACCGAUCUUCCCUAUAAUCGUGGCCACACCGUUCAGUUUUACCUGCAAUGGUGUCUCUUCGUCUUCGGUUUCACUCAAGAAGAAAUGGGGACUACAUCUCCAAUGGACAGUCCUUGAACUGCAGCGACUGCCUAUAGUCACUGACUGCAGUGACCAAAACCACCAAGAGAAUGCAAAGAAGUAUCCCCACCCCAUCAUAAACCCCUCUUGGCCACCCCUCAGUGGCGAUUCCAAUGGAUAUAGAGACUACAGCACAAACCAUGAGGAUGAUGAGAGGGAACGCCGCUUUCAAGAGAAAGAGAUAACUUUUGUUCCAAACCUCUCAAUCCUCCAUGCAACUCCAAGCGUUUUGAGUCGUGGGAACGGACAAUGGAAGCAAGCUCUUCCGGGUCAAUGUGGAAACCCGCCUGCCUCACCUCUUCUGUAAUGCUUGGCUGAUCAUAUUGCUUGGCUGCUGUACUAUGGCAGAACACAUCAAACUGUUAGACUUUUGGUAAUACUAAAGGGCUCAUUUGGCUUUGAUUAAAAUGGCUCAGAAUUAGUUGAUUAUGAAGAAUCAAGCAUUUGUUUACUU
This is a messenger RNA of Cuscuta campestris, 980 nucleotides long. NCBI's taxonomy places the organism in Eukaryota, Viridiplantae, Streptophyta, Magnoliopsida, Solanales, Convolvulaceae. The record is from the annotation of a GenBank genome assembly.